Messenger RNA from Paramecium octaurelia, 524 nucleotides. NCBI's taxonomy places the organism in Eukaryota, Ciliophora, Oligohymenophorea, Peniculida, Parameciidae. The record is from the annotation of a GenBank genome assembly.
AAAUGAACUGGAAAUUGGAUUGCCAUUUAGAAUAUCGUGAGGAGAGCUUUGAAAUCGUGAGAAGUUGGAAGUUGACAUAUAUUGGAGGAAGCUAUGGCUAAAAUGGUUUAAAUCUGGAUUAGGGAAAAAGUUUUCAGAGGAGUUUUAAAUUCUAAUUAAUAGUUCCUGUCAACUUAGUGCAAUAGUUGAAAAUCAAAACCGGAAUAAAGUUGGAAGAGUUACCAGAGAAUAUCUAAAAUUCAAGGUUUUUAAUUUGUUUUUAAGGUUUAUAAAAUUUAUUAUUACAUUUGAGAGAUAGGUAUUAUAAUUCAUAAGGAAAUAAUUGAUAAUUGGAAUGAGUAACAUGAUAAAUUAGAGAGUACUUUUUUAUAACAAAUUUUGUCAAGUUAGAAAAAGGGAAAUACUAAACUAGAAUAAAAUAAGGUUAUUGGACAAUUAACUUUCUUGAUUUCACACUAAUCAAGAAUUCAUCAGAAUUUACAGUUUAAUAUUAAACAAAGUUGAGAUUGUUGUUAUGAAAUAGG